AUGGAUGUCGAGACUUAUGUCGAUCUGAGUUACUCUCAAGAUCAAUGGUUUUGUAAAGCCAACAAUUGUAACUGGCCUUUUGAUUUCUCCGACUCGUUUUUCGAGUCUUUGUUCUCUUCGUAUACGGUUCAGAUUUCAACACCUGCUCAUAAUGAUUCAAGUGUCACCCCCACUCUGUGGCAUAACGAUCAACUGGAGAAUCAAAGGAAUAUCUGUAAUGAUAUCCUGUUAUGUCACCUGAAUAUAAACAGCAUACAAAACAAAUUUGAGGAGCUUGUCGCUUUAAUCAGGAAACUAAAAAUUCAUAUAAUAUUUAUCAGCAAAACAAAAAUUGAUUCCACAUAUGCUCAUAGCCAAUUUGCCAUUCCUGGCUAUACCUUAUACCGUAAUGACAGAAAAAAAGGAGGUGGAGGCAUCCUGGUUUAUAUAUCCACACUACUGCCUUCUAGAAGGCUUAAGAUUACCAGGACCUAUAAGACACUGGAAUCCCUCGCAGUUGAGAUUAGGCUUGGCACAUUUGAAAUGAUCAUUAUUGGCAUCUACCGUCCACCUAAAUCGGUAUCUGGUGAUUAUCAACUACAACUGGAAGGGGAACUUAAUGGUAUAUGCACCUGGGCCUCUUUACGAAGAAACUUUGUCAAUGUCAUUGGCGAUAUUAAUCUUGAUAGACUUAGACCAGAUAAAAGUGAAGGGAAAUUACUCUUAGAUUUGGAAGUGGAACAAGAACCCACAUGUCUUAUUGAUAAACCAACACGCACGGAGAAGAAAGGUCUAUCUCACACCUCUACCCUCAUUGAUGUGUUGUUGACAAAUAAAUCAGAGCGAUUUAAGUGCGGUGGUGUUUACUACCCAUCACUCAGCGACUAUGCCCUUAUUUAUGGGAUUUUCAAGGAAAAACUUCAACGACACCCAAACAAAGUGAUUACUUUUAGAAGCUACAAAAACUUUGAUGAUGAAAAGUUUACCCAGGACCUUUCUGAAGUUCCUUGUCAUGUGGGAGAAGUGUUCGACGAUUUGGAAGAUCACGUGUAUUAUUGGAACACUUUGAUGGCUAACAUUAUUGAUGAGAAUCUUCCAUUGAAAAAGAUGAGGGUAAGAGCUAAAGAUGUACCUUAUAUGAGGACAAAGAGGAGGGCAUUAGCAACCUAUCAAAAUGACAAAUCUGAUUCCAACGUAAUGAAGCCACGCGACAAAGGAGAAUAG
This is a messenger RNA of Pocillopora meandrina, 1203 nucleotides long. Lineage: Eukaryota; Metazoa; Cnidaria; Anthozoa; Scleractinia; Pocilloporidae. The record is from the annotation of a GenBank genome assembly.